Messenger RNA from Myripristis murdjan (pinecone soldierfish), 2460 nucleotides. RefSeq names its product pseudouridine-metabolizing bifunctional protein C1861.05. The record is from RefSeq and is a predicted model, not a curated record. Gene Ontology annotation, molecular function: hydrolase activity, acting on glycosyl bonds; pseudouridylate synthase activity; kinase activity. The coding region runs from base 113 to 2251 and encodes 712 amino acids. Gene Ontology annotation, cellular component: cytoplasm. Lineage: Eukaryota; Metazoa; Chordata; Actinopteri; Holocentriformes; Holocentridae. The transcript has 19 exons.
AGAAAAUCCUCACAAUGGCUGAAUUGGAUUGGUGCCUUGCAGUGACUGAAAACACACUGCAGAGUUUGGUGCAACUGGGCGAGCCAAGGCUGAUUAAUUUGAUUUUUCCAAGAUGAAAUUCAGGGUUUCCCUGAGAAGAUCUGAAGUGAGAAUGCUGAAGAGAGUCACUGCACAUUUUGUGAGACGUGGGAUUUCAACAUUUCAAAACAGAUUGAGUAAAAAUGACGGACUCUUCAGAGUUCAUCCAUCAGUGUCACAGGCACUGGCAGAAAACAGACCAGUGGUCGCACUAGAGAGCACUAUCAUCACACAUGGCAUGCCCUACCCUCACAACCUGAGCACAGCAAAGGAGGUAGAGGCCAUAGUUCGUGCUGAGGGAGCCACUCCAGCCACAGUAGGACUGAUUCAGGGAAAGGUGCAUGUGGGCCUGUCAUCAGAGGAGCUGGAGCACCUAGCCUGCAGCAAGACAUCUCUCAAAGUGUCCCGCCGUGAUCUGCCCUAUGCCAUCAGUAAAGGUAUAUCUGGGGGAACCACAGUGUCAGGUACCAUGAUAGCCGCACACAGAGCUGGCAUCCCUGUCUUUGUCACAGGGGGCAUUGGAGGAGUACACAGAGAUGGGGAGAACAGUCUGGAUAUCAGUGCAGAUUUGACAGAGCUGGGCAGGACUCCUAUUGCUGUUGUCUCUGCUGGAGUCAAAUCUAUUCUGGACAUUGGACGCACCCUGGAGUUCCUUGAGACGCAGGGUGUCUGUGUAGCUACCUAUGGAAUGUCAAAGAAUUUCCCAGCAUUCUUCUCUCCACAAAGUGGAUUCACCUCCCCGUACCAUGUCUGCAACCCUGAGGAGGCUGCAGAGCUGAUUGCGGGCGUUCUGUCGCUGGGUCUCCAGAGUGGCGUCCUGUUAGCUGUGCCCAUCCCAGAGGAACAUGCCACAGCAGGCCAGCACAUAGAGGAGGCAAUACAGACUGCUGUGGCAGAGGCCAGUGCAAAAGGUAUCAAAGGAAGAGAUGUGACACCAUUCAUUCUUCAAAAAGUCAAUGAGUUGACUAAAGGAAAGUCCCUGCAAGCUAACACAGCACUCAUUCAUAAUAACGCUAUGGUAGGCAGUCAGAUUGCCUGUGCCCUGUCAAAACAAAUGAAUAAGAGAAAUAUGAGAGGCACCAUUCAUCAUCUUGGAAAUCAUCCCUCAGAAUCACAGUCAAGUACUGUUGUCAUAGGGGGAGUUAAUGUGGAUUUUAUUGCUAAAGGAAAAACAGAGAAGCUUGUAUUCGGACAGACAAAUCCAGGAAGUGUCUGUCAGUCAUUUGGUGGCGUAGGACGAAACAUUGCUGACUCUCUGAGUCGAUUAGGCCACAGACCCCUGUUCAUCUCUGCCAUUGGAACAGACUCUCACAGUGAUGCAGUGUUGAACCACUGUAAACACAUAAACACAAGUGGUGUAGCCAGGCUUGAGGAGCAAAGGACAGCAACUUACUGUGCUGUUAUCACUGAAAGUGGGGAACUGAGUCUUGGAUUGGGUGAUAUGGACAUUCAUGAGCAAAUCACAGAGCAGUAUGUGUCCCAGUUUGAGAAACAGCUUUCAUCAGCCUGUCUUGUGUGCCUUGAUGGAAACAUCCCUGUAUCUACCAUUGACUAUGUUUGUUCCAUUGCCAAAAAGUAUGCAAUCAAUGUUUGGUACGAGCCAACUGAUUCUGAUAAGGCUUCUAAGCCUUUCUUGUCUGAGGCAUGGAAGUCCCUGUCCUACUUAUCCCCAAACUUGGCAGAGUUGUGCACCAUGAACAAAAACCUGGGCAUCCCAACACCUGAAGUACUGCCAAGCUCUCUGAAGGACGUGCUGAGCUGUGCCAUGGCUCUCUCACGCCCCCUGCUGGAAUAUGUUCACUGUCUGGUGGUGACCCUUGGGGCUAAGGGAGUGUUAGUGUGUGGGGAGUAUGACGCUGGCUCGGUCAACCUGAAGCCAAGACAACAAAAGAGGAGGGGUCAGCUAUGUGCUCUCUACUACCCGGCUCUGACUGUGACAACAGAGGAGACCAUGAAUGUCUCAGGAGCAGGAGAUAGUCUGGCAGGUGGAAUGAUGGCUGGGAUUCUCCAGGGUCUGGAUACUGACAGUUGUGUUCACAUGGGGCUCCUGGCAGCACGGUUGUCCCUGGCAUCACCGCACCCCAUUUCCCCAUUUCUUACCUUGGACUCUGUAGACCCCAAUAAGGUCCAGACUCAAUCCUGGACUAAGCCUAGCUUCAUGUGGAUGGAAUAAAAAUGCUGUCGACUGAACUUUUUUCAAGAGCUAUGUGGAAAUCUAGGUUAUUACACAUCAGUCAUUUGAUUAUAUUUUCAAUCUUUUCAGUAUUUGUAAUGUUUCUUGUGAAACUGUUGUGUAACACAGCAAAUGAGUCAAUGAAUGUAAGAUGAUAACACCUUUUCAGAACGUAACACAUUGGCAAGACAAUAAAAUGUUAAAUACCA